Messenger RNA from Penicillium riverlandense, 1143 nucleotides. RefSeq names its product ubiquitin carboxyl-terminal hydrolase. Gene Ontology annotation, biological process: protein deubiquitination. The transcript has a single exon. NCBI's taxonomy places the organism in Eukaryota, Fungi, Ascomycota, Eurotiomycetes, Eurotiales, Aspergillaceae. Gene Ontology annotation, molecular function: cysteine-type endopeptidase activity; cysteine-type deubiquitinase activity. Gene Ontology annotation, cellular component: nucleus; cytosol. The record is from RefSeq and is a predicted model, not a curated record. Bases 1 to 1143 code for a protein of 380 amino acids.
AUGGAACACCUUCUACACACAGCUGGAGCAGGACACGUUGAGUUUGUUGUGAGUUUCCAUCUUCGCUCUGCUGGUGAGAUAUUGACUGAUACAUUCAGCCGCUCGGACCUGGAGGACAUCUUCAAGACCACCAAAGUGGAGGUGUAUGAAUGCGCGUGUCUUCCGAACAAGAUCGUAGAAGAUGAAUCGCUGUUUUGGUUAGUUCCACUGACAUGGCAACGGAACCCCCUUGAGAUGGAUCAAUUAAUGAAGAACUAUUUUGAGGACAAGACUAUCGAGGGUGCGACUUGCGAACACUGCCAGCAAAAGAAAACGGCCAGAACGCGAAUCAACCACCCACCCGAGCUUCUCUUCAUUCAGCUCCAGAGAAGAAUUUACGAUCACCACAUACAGCAGCCCGUCAAAAUCACAACCGGUGUAGCUCUUCAAGAAACCUUGAGCCUCGAUCGCAAUUGGUUUUACUCGCCAGGACCAUCGGAAGAAAGAGUCGCUGUUGAGUACGAGUUGUGCUCGACCAUCUUCCACCUAGGGUCCAGCGCCAACGAAGGCCAUUACAUGGCUGCCGUGAAGAACCAUGGCCGGGGCUGGACACUUACCAAUGAUCACCAGGUAAGGAAAGGGUUUGGCUUUGAUCAGGUUCUCGAGCAGAGCAAACAUGGGGAAGUUUUCAUCCUCGCGUAUCGUCGAAAGCCCAUGAAGCCGGAUUAUUACAUGGAAAUUGACGACAUGCAACUAAAUAAGAACAAAGGGGAGGAAGAGUUCCAGUCCAAACGCAGCAGUAGGAGUGAAUCCCCCACGAGGACGUCACCGGAGGAGCCGAUAUGGUAUCAGGAAACCAAAGAUGGGGAUAGGAUGAGGGUUGAGCGGGAGUCGCUGGGCAGUGAACGAGACACAAUUUCCAUUGGUCACUUUGACCAGAACAAUGAAGCCUGGAUGAAGGAGUACAAGGCGACGGGGAGGCUCCACCGCUCCAAAGCCACGGUCCCUCGGGUCACCAGGUCGACCAGUGUGACGAAAGUGAUCAAGACCAAAGUGGCCGAAGAGAAGGGGCAGGGAGGAAGAGGAGGAAGAGGAGGAAGAGGAGGGAGGGGAGGCAGAGGACGGAGAAGAGGAAGGGGAGGAAGGGAGAAAGUAAGUGAGUGA